GUGCAAUGGCGCCACGGGCACGGCUUGCGAGAUGCAUUCAAUCCGCUUCUCGGCACGUCACAAAAUACUUGCACGUUUGAACGAAAUCUACUUCUGAUGAACAUGAAUUGCCAUGAUCCAAUAGCUCUGUAAGAACUAAGGUGUCCACCUCCACUAGAAGUGACUUGUAUCUGUGUCCACGGUGUGUUACAACCAUCGUCCGAUCUUACAACUACAUCUCCUCGCGAUUUUUUUAGUGAUGUUGACCAUGCCAGGCCUAUCGUCAUGCUCGUCGCACGGGUUACCCGUGCCGCAGAGUCGACUCUUUCUGUUGCACGUGGUUGUAGCAGCUUCAGCCGUAUCACGGGCCAUCGCGUCGUCUUCCCCGUCUGCCUUCCUGCAACCGCGCUUCGACGUGAUGCACGCAUAUCGUAACACUCACUCGGCAGGAGGAGCUUUUGGCGCCGGCUCUAGUGGACCGGCUGCAGCUCCUAAUCCUAUUCCGCCAUCAUAUCUUCCGUCCUCUGGACAAGCAGACAGAUCUUCUCUAUUGAGUUUGCGAAACGCACAGGAUAAAAAACUUCAUUUUCCAACUCUCAGCUUUUCUUCCACUUCCUCUGCAAAAAAAUCUGGAACAAAUAGGAAUGCACAGCAACAGUGGUCAAGAGUACCAACAUCUUCCGCGAACUACAACGGAAAUAGUGUCGCCUCCGCAUCAACAGUCUCGGUUCUUGCCUCCUGUGCGGCCGCAGCCGCGACCUACGGAGCGGCCAGGAGUAGACCGCGCCGGAAUACUACUGGAUCUCGCAAUACAUCAACGCAACUGUUUCAAGCCUGUCCGCGAUCACCAGGGGGCGACGGUAAUUCCUCUUCGCCGCUCCACGACCAAGUCAGCGGCGGUCCUGCACCAGCGGUGCACCUCUCAUCUGCGGCAACUACACAACCUGAGCAUCCCAACAAAACAGCUGCCGACCUGGUCUACGGUUCGAAGGUUUCCUUUCUGAUCGCGGUGGACAUCGGGGCAACGACGCACAAGGUGACUCUUUUGACCGUUUCGGAGGAGAAGGUGGAACAGGUCUUGUUCUCCAAAGUCGUCCCAAUGGACUGGAAGCACAAACCCUGGCAGAAAGAUCUCAACGCGUUUGCCAUCUCGCCUGCGGCUGCAACUCACAGCACGACCUCCGCUGGUGGAACAAAAAAUGAUGAGACUGGAAGUGCUACGACCUCGUCGUCGUCUUCAGCCGCCGGUGCGCAGCGAAGUGAGCUUCAAGAAUCAUCUCCGGGACGAGAGGACGACACAAGAGGUGCAACUACACGAAGCUCCGGCAUGUUAAGUGGGUCAACAUCUCCACCAAGCUCGACCGCAGGCACGGACAACGCCGAUCUCUCGGACGAAGACAUUGAGCGGUUCCUCGCGGAGGACUUCGAUGAAGACUUUCUGCAGAAAAUGGCAGACAUGAAAUUGGCGUCAGAUGAAAGAGAUGAAAACCAUAAUAAGCGAGUAGAACAAAAGCUAGAAGAUGGGAAAAGCAGUACUUCUACAGUACGGGAGCAGGACGUAGCUUCGAAUAACCACCUGGCAUCGACACCAUCGGUAGACCAAAAAGAAAUACAGCAAGAUGUUGUGGGCGCAAAGAUUCCGCGAACCGCGAAGGAGGAAGACGACAAAUAUUUCCGCACCAUGCUCGACAGCUUGGAAGACUCAGUUACCCUUGUGCGGGAGUUGAUCCACGAGGCGCAGGAAGCGUUGAACCAAUUGUACGGCGGAGCGGUUAAGGACGUGAAGAUCACCGCGGUCGGCACCGGCGUGUUUCGGGGAGAGACGCCGAAGAGUGUGGUCGCGACCUACCGCGACCUGCUCAACUGCAUGCUCUUUCCGCACAGCGGUGCCACCAGCUGCGCGCUCGGGCUCUCCCUGGAGGAGGCCGAAGCGAGUGCUUGUGCAGAACCAGAAAUCGACUUUCACGUCGUAACGCAGGAAGAAGAGGCGGAGCUCGGCUUCUUGUCGCACACGGUCAGCCGGCAAAUGUUCCACCAAUGGGCAUACGGACCCGGUACGAGCAGGAGGAGAUCAACUGGUGCGAAACACAAGAACCUGGGGGAUCCCCUUGCCACUACAUCUCCUCAGCCCUCGAACCAGUCUAGUACAGGAGAAGACUCUGUCAAUAGGGGGACUGGUCGUGCUGCAACAGGACCCGCACAAGCCACACUGCCGAUUCUUCACGUGGGAAAGCACUCCAUGCACCUGGCCAGCGCCACGGGAGUGCACUUGGUCGAGCGAGGGAGCCGGGACGUGUUCGAGCUGUUGUCGAGUUUGAGCAAAAACACGAACAAAGAGAUCCGAAGCGGGAAAUCAAAUCCAAAUUCUGCUGCUUCCGACGUAUCGCCGCCCGAAGCCCGCGACCACCGCGACUUCCUCAUGGAGCAGGCGAUGUCGUCCAUUUACAGCUAUCAGCCCUUUGACGACCCCAACCCGAUAUGGAAUGCUGCGAAUUUUUUACCUUUCCUCCCGGCAGCACAGUGUCGACGUCACAUGGACGAUGUCUGUAUAAAGGAGGAGCUCCUCUGCUGGUGCAUCUACGUCGACCCUUCAGUCGUGGGUUUGUAUUGCUGAGUCGCUAGAUACAGAUGAAGGACCGUCUUGUGAAUGUGGUCAUGCAAAGCUGUGAACAACAGGUGUGAUGAAAUGAUUAUGAUGUCGUGAAACCAAUUUGCGUGGCCAGCGCCGAGGUAAGUAAAUUUCUAUGGUAUACCCGGUCUCGUUGGAAAACAUUGACAAUUUGAUCUUCUACGUCACCUCCUGGCUGCUGUCUAACGCGCCGGCUGGACAGAAAGACGCGAGUUUCUGCGAAGUAGCGCUCGAGUCCUGGGAAUUUGGAAAAUCCGCGGAGGCGAGGGGGUUAUUUGCAAGAAAUGGAGUCCGACCACCCGCGCCUGAAGAUACUCAAAAUCACGCUUCACCAGCACCACCAGCACCUGAAUCGAGCGAUAAGGAUAGCUCCGCUCCGGCUGAUAUCUCCUGUUGGCUACCCACCGUGAUCGCGAUCACGAACAAAAACUCGGCCUUCCACGUGGCCAGCAUCGCCCUGGGUCCGAAGUUCACCGCGGCGCAGAUUUACCACCUCCUGAUGCAGUGCGCGGGGAAAUCGAGCAGCGAGUUGAGAACGGGCAAGCUGUUCAAGAACCAACUGGAUCCGGCACCGGACGCUGCGAAGCAGGUGGUUUCCAAACUUGUGCUGCUCUACUCCAUCAUGAUGGCGUGGGGCAUCGAUGAGAUCAUUUGGGAACCGCUGGAAAAUGGACUCACGCUCGGGAUGGCGGAAAAGUAUCGCCAGGAACACCUCACUUGCUCUAAUAGUGCCCCGACCGCGUGAUGAUGGACUUUUUUCUGGGCUGGGAUGCGAUGUGUAGUACUUGUUUAACACGACGUCUUCUAGAGAAGUUUUACGACAGUUUUUUUUUGCUCCUGCAUAGCUUGCUCGUCGACCACAACAAGCUGGCGAGUAGCUGUAGCUUAGUCUUGUUCAUUCUGCGUGUCGCUCGCGCUGCUAAGUUUAUGAUACACAAGAUAACGCGUCGGCGUCGGCAUAGACACAACAUCAACGAGACCACUGCGCAGACCAGCUGCUCGGGUACCAGACCACUGCGCGUAUCAGAAACUUUGAACAAAAUUUGCAUUUACUUACAGUUUUUUUCUGACAAGUUACAGUUACUGACAUGAUCUCCCUUCGACUUUGAGAAUACCAGAGAAAUGAAAAGAUGAUGUUGCUGUUCAGUCGAUAAUCAAAAGCAGUUCCACUUACCUUUUUUGAAGUGCACGAAAUUCCGAAAAAUUAUUGGCAAAGACCUACACGUCUUGACUAAUUGACUUUUUGCUGCCAUGCACUCUCACAACCUAACGAGGAAAAAA
Molecule: messenger RNA, 3889 nt
Organism: Amoebophrya sp. A120
Lineage: Eukaryota; Dinophyceae; Syndiniales; Amoebophryaceae
Source: the annotation of a GenBank genome assembly